UUCAAACCCAACCCUUGUUCGCAAUCACAUAUAUUUACGGCAGUUCUAAACCAUGAGGUGCUUCUCCAGCAUUUACCGUGUGCCUAUGUAACUGAGUGCCUUAUGAAAACUACUCGUAACCUCAUACCAUAUGAACAUGUAUUGCUCAUAAAAAUGUUCUCAUAGCAAGAGCUUUACGUUGUACAGCGUAUUCAAGUGAUAGUGCAACAUCUGGUCACUUUUUCGUUGUUGCUGUUGUAAUUCUUUAGUGAAAUAUAAAAAUAGUAUGGCAUACUGAGCGUGGCCACAAACAUCGAUGUCGAAAAAUGGCGUUGAGGAUGUCAUCGAGGCGAUGGCAAUUUUGCUCAUGGACUGGAAUCACCCACUUCUCCGUCAGCUGGAUGGUCUUCAUGAAGUGCCACUACGCUACGAAGACGAGGAGACGAGAGUCCUGGCCGAAUCCCUCGUACCCAUCGACGAGCUUCAGGCUCGCGUAGCUACACAAUAUGCCCCCCCCGAGCUGGAACGAGAUCUUCUACUGAUAGAAAUCGUUCAGUGGUUCAAACGUGAGUUUUUUAGUUGGGUCGAUAACCCCAAAUGCGAUAGCUGUAGUGAGAAAACAAAGGUUGAACAUAUCGUUUCUCCGGACGAUAUCUGCUUGACGUCGGAAGAAAAAGAAGGGCUCGCACGACGGAUCGAGUUAUACAGAUGCACUGCAUGUAAACGGGAACUGCGAUUUCCAAGGUAUAAUUGCCCGCGGAAGCUUCUUGAAACUCGUUCAGGUCGUUGUGGCGAAUGGGCUAACGCCUUCACGCUGAUUUGUCUUGCUCUUGGCUAUGAAGCGAGGUACGUAUGGGACGUGACAGACCACGUCUGGACAGAAGUCUGGUCAGACGCAAAAAACCGUUGGGUUCACUGUGAUCCGUGUGAAGCAGCGUGUGAUGCACCACUCACUUACGAACAAGGAUGGGGUAAACAGCUGAGCUAUAUCUUCGCUUUCACGUCUUUCGAAACUGUAGAUGUUACUUGGCGGUACGUGACAAAUUUCAAGGAAACUCUUGCAAGACGACGAAGCCUACCCGAAGCAAUACUUAUCAAAUAUCAAGAUAUUCGAAACGAGGCCUUCCAACGACCAUUAAGCCCUGUGCAUAAGGAAAAGUUAAAAAAGCGAAGAAUUAUGGAGUUAACGGAGUUCCUCGCACCACCAAAGGUUCGAGGAAUAGCAGAAUUACAAGGCCGCAUUUCUGGAGAUGAAGCGUGGCGUUUAGGCCGUAAAGAGACAGAUAAUACCCGAAUCAUUCGCAAUUCACGGCCUGACGUCAGAACCAUGGAAAUAACUUACUCUUCGGCAAGUGACAUCUAUGUCAUCGAAGAGGACGGAGAUGUCGUCGAGAAAACUUACGGCUGGGCGUCGAUGAUGCAAUCACAUCUCGAUAUCAUUCGCAAGGAGGAGUUAGACUGGAAGAUGGCUUAUCUGGCAAGACGUCCAGGCUCAUCUCUAGGUGUAAUGCAAUACAAGAUCGAGUUAAGCAGGGCAUGCCGUGUAGUCGAAGUCACUUUCAUUCGAGAGACAUUCGAGAACGGCGAAGUGGCAGUCAACCUGUCGACCGGAGAAGAUAACAGCCUUUGCAUACGCGGAAACGAUCCUGUUACCUUCAGCCUUCCACCUGACUCUGGUUAUAAUUUGGUGCUCACAUGUGAGCUGUCUGGAGGUCAAGGAGACAACGCAUGGCAGCACGCGCAAGCUUUUCGACAGGCGCUCAGCACAGACGCAAUGGCCCCCACUAACUCCACAUCCUCAGCAUUUUCUAUUCACUGUGCUUCCGGGAAACAGCAACGAAUUGAAAACCACCGCCAGCAUUCGCCUACCCUGAAGCUUCGUCUAUUUUUCUAGUUUAAUUUGCUUGACUCGUUUUCCUUUUUAGCAUUUAGAGGCUUAAAAACGAGUCGCCUGUUUGAGCCUUCGGGCAUAUUAUACAGGUCACCGAUAAUAGUGUAAUUAAAUUGAUGGUGAAAAUGCACAAAGCGACUAAAUCUGCCAACUAUUAUAAUUAAACAUUAAAAAUUCUAAGUUGUUACGAAAGUCAUUUUUGUUAUCGUUCCCUUUGCUAACUUUCCAUUUAUGAUUGAAGGAUUUUCUGUAAGCCAGAAGACUGUUGUCGUUUUUUUGCUUGGAUUACGCAGUUCUCUUUUUCGAGUUUUGAUUCUAAACAUAUGUCAGGUCGUUACAGGUAACAUCUUUAACAUUUCCUGCUCGUCUUUUCUCAUGGUGUAGGUAUGGCGUGUUAGGAUUUCAAAAGUGCCUCCGCGAGUUCAAAAAUAGCAUCUUUGGCCUAAAGAACGCGUUCUUCGCGAUUUUCCGAAUUUGACGAUAAUUGCCUUGGGCCAUUCUAGAAGGAGGAUAAUUGUUAGAUAAUUUUAAGUUUCCUAAAGAAGUCCUAAUGAUAUUCUCGUUGUAAGUGAACAACUUGAAAAUUUAAGUUGUUCAAGCAGUUUGAGGUUUCUAUAGCCAUAUCAUAACUAUGUCGCAAAUUAACUUGUAUCUUAGCCGCCAUAAACAUGUUUGGACCCAAUGUAAAAUCUGGAUAAGGUGGCUAUACCAGCUUUGUGAAGCUUUCUAGCUAUACAUUAGAGAAGAAAGGCAAUGAAAAAAAAACUGCAAUUAUUUUCAAUACUUGUAUAUUAUACAUUGAUCAGGAUGAAAUUUUAGCUAAACGUCAACCAGUGUAGAAGCAUAACCAAGCAAGGAUCUAUGACCCUGCCAAAAAAGUAGUUAUGAUUUGGCGGUAUUGCACUGUAUGCGUUAUUUUGAUAUUGGUUUGAAGACGGCUUUGGUGGUACUCUAACUGUAAUUUCGAUAUAUAAAGCCACGACUGUAUGGACAGAUUAUUUUUUAAUUAAAUUUUAAUUA
This is a messenger RNA of Varroa destructor (honeybee mite), 2890 nucleotides long. RefSeq names its product N-glycanase Pngl (gene Pngl). Gene Ontology annotation, molecular function: peptide-N4-(N-acetyl-beta-glucosaminyl)asparagine amidase activity. Lineage: Eukaryota; Metazoa; Arthropoda; Arachnida; Mesostigmata; Varroidae. The record is from RefSeq and is a predicted model, not a curated record. Gene Ontology annotation, biological process: glycoprotein catabolic process; protein deglycosylation. Gene Ontology annotation, cellular component: cytoplasm; cytosol; nucleus.